UACUUCAACGAAGCUUUCGAGUUUUCUUGUCCAACGAAGGCACAUUGGUGGUUCCGGUCCAAAUCGAAGUGCAGGGAUUCAAAAAAUUAUAUAUGCUUAUAUGACGUAACUUUUGGAGUCAAUGUUUACAGAGAUAAAUGUUAUCGACCUAGAAUACUAGCUCCUGGUUAUAAAUACGUUUUUCAACCCAACUUGAAUAGAGCAACAUGCAAUUUUACUCGAUAUCAGCCAUUUAUUUUUGACACAAUUGGGAACAGCGAAUGCGUUUUUAAAAAAUCUUUUUGCAACGGUGAAGGUCAAACAACGCAUGACAACGGCACCACGAUGUCCGACAGAACAUGCAAGUGUAAUACCAGUAGAGGAUUUACAUUUGUAAGAGUGCCAAACAACCAUCACUACUGUAAUCCUACAAAUGAAGAUUGCUCUUGUCAUAUUGGCAAUAAUCUACAGAACAAAACCAUUGGCUCAAAAGAUUUGAUAUUCUAUGAUGAAAUACACAAUACACAUGUUACAUCAAACCAUUCACGAGAAAAUAAAUCCCAAGAAUUAACGAGAAUAGACUUUGACGACUACAAAUACAACAUAGCUUCCCCUACAAAAAAGUAUCGUUCAAAAGCUGUCGUAUGUGUUAUACUAUUAGUUGUAUGCUACCCUGUAUUUGUUGUUGUGGUUUGCAUUCUAGCGAGGAAUAUACUACGACGAAUUCCAAUCUGUAAUUUCCAUCUGAUGCAAGGAGAAAUAAGCAAGAAAAACGCUUAUGUAUCUAUGCUUUCUCUUGCCUGUAAAGACGGACACACAGAAACAGUGCAACGUUUACUGCUAAACAAUGUUGACGUCUUACAGUGUAACCAUGAUGGAGAGUCUCCAUUAUAUUUGGCAUGUUCAGGAGGCCACACAAAUAUAGUGAAUCUACUAAUAAAGAGAAAUGCUCAUAUUUCGCAGUGUGACAGAAGUUGUCAGUCUCCAUUGUAUGUGGCCUGUAGAGGAGGACAUACAGAUACAGUGCAGUUAUUACUGAAGAAAAAAGUCAAUACCUCUCAAUGUAAUAAUUUUGGUGAGUCACCAUUGUAUGUAGCCUGUAGACUAGGACAUAAAAACACAGUAAAUAUGCUAUUACUACACGAUAAUAAUAUCUCUAAGUGUACAAAUAGCGGAGAGUCGCCAUUGUAUACUGCAUGUGAAGGAGGACAUACAGUUAUAGUGGAACGACUAUUGCAGAACAAUGCUGUGGUCUUGCAGAGUAGACGGAAUGGAGACUUUCCGUUAUAUGUCGCCUGCAGACAUGGCCAAACAGAAACAGUAAAAUUAUUACUUGAAAACAAUGCUAGUGUUUCUCAGCAAAACAAUAGCGGGCAAUCUGCAUUAUGUGUGGCAUGUAUAAAUGGACACACAGAAACAGUGAAAUGUUUAUUGCAUUUCAAUGCCGAUGCUUCUCAAUUUAACCGUGAUGGAAAAUCACCAUUGUAUGUCGCAUGUGAAGGUGGACAUUACGAAAUAGUAGAAGAGUUGCUGCUGAAAUAUGCUGAUGUCUCUCAGUGUGACAUGAGGGGAAUAUCUCCGCUAUAUGUGGCAUGUAGGGGAGGUCAUACAGAUACAGUACGAUUACUACUGGAAAACGACGCGGAUAUUAAUCGAACUAACAAAUGGUUAGAAUCUCCAUUGUAUGUGGCAUGUAGAGAAGGACAUGAAAAAAUAGUGGAACUUUUACUGCAGGAAAAAAUAGAUGUCUUGCAAUUUAAUCGUGAUGGGGAGUCGGCAUUACUUAUGGCUUGUGCCGGAGGAUAUACAGAUAUAGUAAGACAGUUAUUGGAAAAAAAUGCUAAUGUCUCUCAAUGUAACACUUGGGGAAAGUCCCCAUUGUAUGUGGCCUGUGAAGGAGGAUAUACGGGUGCAGUGGAACUUUUACUACAGAACAAUGCUAAUGUAUCUCAGUGUAACCAAUGGUCAGAGUCUCCAUUGUAUGUAUCCUGUAGAUUAGGAUAUUCAGAUAUAGUUGAAUUAUUACUGGAUAGCGAUGCGGAUGUUUCUAUGUGUGACCAAUGGGAAGCAUCUCCAUUGUAUGUGGCCUGUGUUGGAGGGCAUCCGCAUAUAGUUAAACAAUUACUUUUGAACAAUGCUGAUGUAUCUCAAUGUGAACAACCAGGAGGACAGUCACCUUUACAUGCGGCUUGUAUAAUUGACCCUUUCGAUCAGUUUAGAUCGAAUAAACAUGCGUAUAAAAAGAAAUAUAAAGACUGUAUCGAAAUUGUAAAAUUAUUGAUUAUAUGGAAUGCAGAUGUAAAAAUGCAGGACAAAGACGGUAUCACACCUAUAAAAAUUGCCAGUAUAUCACACUGCUCGAAAAUUGUAAAACUUCUAAAACAAAAGUCUUAA
This is a messenger RNA of Mytilus trossulus (common blue mussel), 2373 nucleotides long. Its product is annotated as ankyrin repeat domain-containing protein 17-like. Lineage: Eukaryota; Metazoa; Mollusca; Bivalvia; Mytilida; Mytilidae. Gene Ontology annotation, molecular function: protein binding. Bases 325 to 2373 code for a protein of 682 amino acids. The record is from RefSeq and is a predicted model, not a curated record. The transcript has 7 exons.